UCCUCCUUCCCUCUCCCAGUGUCCUGCAGCUGACGGAGGACAGAGGACAACAUGUCUGCGGUUACGGGCCCCUUCCGCAUCGUCUCGGAGGAGGAGCAGGCCCUGCGCACCAAGCUGGAGCGCCUCACCACCAAGGACCAUGGCCCCGUCUUCGGGAGGUGCGAGAAGAUCCCCCCGCACACCCUGCAGAAGGCGAAGGAUGAGCUGAACGAGACGGAGGAGCAGAGGGAGGUGGCAGUGAAGGCGCUGCGGGAGCUGGUGCAGGAACGGGCGGGCAGCGAGGAGGUGUGCAAGGCGGUGGCUGAGAAGGUGCAGGGGAAGGACGACUCCUUCUUCCUCCGCUUCAUUCGCGCCCGCAAGUUCGAUGUCCACAGGGCCUAUGACCUGCUGAAAGGUUAUGUGAGCUUCCGCCAGCAGUACCCAGAGCUCUUCGACAACCUGACCCCCGAGGCUGUGCGCAGCACCAUCGAAGCUGGCUAUCCUGGUAUCCUGGCCAGCAGAGACAAGUACGGCCGGGUGGUGAUGCUCUUCAACAUCGAGAACUGGGAUUACGAGGAGAUCACGUUUGAUGAGAUACUUCGUGCCUAUUGCAUCAUCUUGGAGAAGUUGCUGGAAAAUGAAGAGACCCAGAUCAAUGGGUUCUGCAUCAUCGAGAACUUCAAGGGCUUCACCAUGCAGCAGGCAUCAGGGAUCAAACCUUCUGAGCUCAAGAAGAUGGUGGACAUGCUGCAGGACUCCUUCCCAGCGCGGUUCAAGGCCGUCCACUUCAUCCACCAGCCUUGGUACUUCACCACCACCUACAACGUGGUCAAACCAUUCCUGAAGAGCAAGCUGCUGGAGAGGGUCUUUGUGCAUGGGGAGGAGCUGGAGUCCUUCUACCAGGAGAUCGACGCUGACAUCUUGCCAGCAGACUUUGGUGGCAACCUGCCCAAGUAUGAUGGCAAAGCAACUGCAGAGAAGCUCUUUGGGCCCCGCAUCGAGGCUGAAGACACGGCUCUCUAAACGGGGGUCUGCUCCCUCUCCCCUGUACAAUAGGAUGAGAGGUGGCCCUCUAACCCCAACCACCUCCUUAAUGUAGCAUUGG
Cariama cristata (Red-legged seriema) is the source of this 1084-nucleotide messenger RNA. RefSeq names its product retinaldehyde binding protein 1 (gene RLBP1). The record is from RefSeq and is a predicted model, not a curated record. Gene Ontology annotation, molecular function: phosphatidylinositol bisphosphate binding. Lineage: Eukaryota; Metazoa; Chordata; Aves; Cariamiformes; Cariamidae. The transcript is spliced from 7 exons. The coding region runs from base 52 to 1002 and encodes 316 amino acids. Gene Ontology annotation, cellular component: membrane.